UCAUUUUUAGAAGUAUAGGGGAAGUUCAUGUUUAAUCACCCGGAAGCAUACCCGCCGGAGUACCAUACAACCACUAGCUUUCGACGUUGAAUUCCCUCCGAUACCAACAUACCGAUUGUUUCGGCGAUUGGCUCCGUAAAUCUUCUUCACAAUCUUUUUGGUUGAGACAAUUUUGCGGACAUUUGGGUAAUUAAACAGCUCUUAUAGUUAGCAGGCAGUUAUAGAUGGAUGAGCCUGAUCCCUUGGAGCUUCUGAAUCAUUUAGAGGGCAUAUUGGAGUCCGAUCCUCUCAUUGAUGAAAUAGGAUUCAUUCACCCUUCCCAGUUUGUCUUAUUGAAUGAAGAUGUUGGCACUCCUUCAACAUCUGUUGAUUCUGUACAAACAACAAACUUUAGGACACUUUUCUGGAUUAGGGAUCACAAGUUGGGCAUCUCAACCAAGGUUCUCUUUCCACUUUAUGUUGCGGCCAAGAAUGCAUUUGUGGAAGCAUAUAAAAAUUAUAAAUUGCUCCAAAGAGAUGAUAAACAUGCUUCAAUGUGUUGCUCAUCUUCUUCACUUAGUCUCGAAAGUGAAUUGAUGAAGCACAGUAGGGCACUAUUGAUUCUAAGUUGUGAUUUUGGAACAGCAUGGAAUUCCAGGAAGCUUGUCCUGUCAAAGAAGCAAUCUCUUUCCAUGUUCAUGAAUGAGCUUAUCUUUUCAUCUGUGAUUCUCUCUCAUUCACCUAAAAGUGAACAAGCAUGGAGCCAAAGGAGGUGGGUGAUCAAGAUGAUUGCUGGAAAUUGUUCAAAUCUGCAAGAGAUUAUGGAAAGAGAAUCCGAGUUAGUGAAAAAACUAGCAGAGAGAUCAAAGAUGAAUUAUCGUGCAUGGUAUCACCGUUGCUGGUUAGUUUCCUACAUGUCAGUGGAACAGGUUCUGCAGGAGUUUAACAAGUCACGGGAGUGGGCUGGCCUCCAUGUUGCUGAUAACUCUUGCUUUCAUUACCGUGAACGGUUGAUGCUUCGUCUGUUUGAAGAAUCAGAACAUAGCCAGGAUCAAGAUGCUAGCUUUGAUCCAGAACUUCAUAAAUUGUUGAAGGAUGAGUUCAACUGGGUGGAGAAGUUGAUAAAACGUUAUGUGGGGAGAGAGGCAUUGUGGCUUCAUCGCCGCUUCCUCUUAACUUGCUGGAUAAGAUAUUUUGCAUGUGGUGAUCAUGAUAGAUCCUUGGCUUCUAACCAGAGAAACAUCAGGGCGGUUGAUAUUGACAUGCUCAUAGAUAAUGAAUUAGAACUAUUCCGUUCCUGCACAAUUCUACCCGACAGUGACUUUGAGGACUAUCAAGCUCAAGCAACCUUUGCUGCUACUUAUAUGGUGUGGCUCAAAAGGGUACUUUGCUUCAUAUAUUUUUUCAAUCUCGCAGUAAGUUUUGAACUUUUCACACAGUUGAUUUUAUAUGUUUUGAACCAGCAAUUAGCAGGGGCUCUGGCUAUUGAUAUUCAAAAGGUGGAAACAAGCAGAGUGAAGUCACUCCUGACUAAUGUAUGCCCAGAAAAGAGCUUACUUUGGAAUUAUUUGCCUGAGCUAUGUAUGUGAAAUCACAUAGCCCUUCUAAUAAGAGAAGAUGAGGAAAUUGUAGCAUAGUCGUCAUAUCAGCUUCAUGGAUUUAAAAUGUCGGUAUUGCUAUACAUUUGUUUGAACUUGAUGUUUUUACUUGUUCUCUCCUAAGUCCUAACACACUUUCUCCAGCGGAAGUACAAUACUUCUGACAUGUCUGGCUUCAGUGCACAUAGAUGCAUUGCCGCUGCUGCUGCACUUUCUCAUGUUACUGCAACUUGGAUACACCCAGCUAAUUAUCGCGAUAGAGGUGUCUCUACAGAACACAAUUGUGACAUAUUUCAAUGAACUUGUCUUUCUAUU
Solanum pennellii is the source of this 1892-nucleotide messenger RNA. Its product is annotated as protein prenyltransferase alpha subunit repeat-containing protein 1. Gene Ontology annotation, molecular function: protein farnesyltransferase activity; CAAX-protein geranylgeranyltransferase activity. The transcript has 10 exons. Lineage: Eukaryota; Viridiplantae; Streptophyta; Magnoliopsida; Solanales; Solanaceae. Gene Ontology annotation, biological process: protein geranylgeranylation; protein farnesylation. The record is from RefSeq and is a predicted model, not a curated record. Gene Ontology annotation, cellular component: cytoplasm; protein farnesyltransferase complex; CAAX-protein geranylgeranyltransferase complex. The coding region runs from base 225 to 1568 and encodes 447 amino acids.